AUGAGCAAGACGGUGCCUGUAUUGAAGGGCCGGGAGUCGGUCAAGGUGCCCGCCCGCAAGAGCGGCCGGCUUGUCAGUACAAGACCUGCUGCCCUGCCUUUUCAAGACUGUGACUGCUCAAAUUCACGCGACCCUGAUGAUGGUCUGCUCUUCCGAUGCAGAGACUGCAUCCGUACCUCGUGUUUGUUUUCCUGCUCCCUGCUCCUCAGUCUCGGGGUGAAUCUCAUUUUCUGCCUCCGCUGUGGAGAGAACCUCAAGCCCUCCGCGACUUGUUUUGA
Molecule: messenger RNA, 278 nt
Organism: Ceraceosorus bombacis
Lineage: Eukaryota; Fungi; Basidiomycota; Exobasidiomycetes; Ceraceosorales; Ceraceosoraceae
Source: the annotation of a GenBank genome assembly